GGGGUUGUCCCAAGUGUUCGUCCAAAUCUGCCUUGAGACUCAGCUGUGGGCUGACAUUGCGGUGACGCAUCGCAGUCGAGAACGUGCCUAAGUUUUCUUUCUGGUAGUCUUCGUUUAGAGAAGUCAGAGGAGAAAAGAAAAUCACUGUUAUAUGCCCAAUUUAGAAGCCACUAAUCUGGGGAGCACACAGCGUUCUGCAGCUCUAGAAAGCAAGUAACUUAGAUCAGUUAACUAGGUGUGGGAGGGUGACCUGUAACCUCACACACCUGCCUCAGAGUAAACCCUAGGAGCGUGGGACAGGUGCCAGACCCUUUGCUGCCAUAUCAUGCACAGCAGAGCUUACGUCUUGCUUCAAAGAGACUUCCAAGAGUUGAAGAAAAACAAAUAUGAGGGCAUUACUGCCUUUCCUAUAAGUGAUGAUAAGAUGGAAUGGGAAGCUAAUAUUGAAGGUCUACAGAAUACAAUUUGGCAUGGAAUAUUCUUCCCACUGACAAUAAAUUUCUCAUUGGAGUACAAUUUUGUCCCUCCAGUUGUGACAUUUAGAACUAUUCCUUUUCAUCCAAAUGUAGACCAACGUACUGGUCGACCCUGUAUAGACUUUUUGGACAACCCUGAUAAGUGGAACACAAGCUAUACAUUGAGCAGUAUCUUGCUUACUCUGCAGGUUAUGCUUUCUAAUCCAGUUCUAAAAAAUCCAGUGAAUUUGGAAGCAGCCCGAGUGCUGAUUGAAGAUGAAACUACGUACAAACUAAUAGUUCAAAGACUUUUCCACGAGCCAUUACAAUUGAAAGAUGACACCUUUAAGUCAUCUGAAGACACGGAUAAAUUUAUCAGAUCAAUUAAAGUUUCAUUUGAUGAUUAUUAUAAGACAUGGUCUGAAAUCGCUACAUCAAAAGCUGCAGAACUUUACAGAACUCCAUUGCUUGAAGAUCCAAAUUUCAUGGGCAAGUAUUACAAGUGGAAGAAAAUGGAGCUAAAACAUCCUAAAGAAUGGAAUUUAAAGUAA
This is a messenger RNA of Hipposideros armiger (great roundleaf bat), 1006 nucleotides long. RefSeq names its product ubiquitin conjugating enzyme E2 U (gene UBE2U). NCBI's taxonomy places the organism in Eukaryota, Metazoa, Chordata, Mammalia, Chiroptera, Hipposideridae. The coding region runs from base 326 to 1006 and encodes 226 amino acids. The transcript has 8 exons. The record is from RefSeq and is a predicted model, not a curated record.